CACAAUGAGGUGCUGUGUAGACUCAGGAAAAGGCUGGUCGGUUGUCGUCCCAGUCGUCUGCCUGACAUUUACUGUAGAGUGCUGCAGUAAGUGAAGAGAUGACGAGGACGUCCAGAUUCAUGGACCCUUCCUCCAUAGGCCCAGCGGAGGAGGAAUUCUCACAAAGUCCAGAAUCAAGAUGGAUUCGAAAGCGAGUAAAGAUGCGAGAGUGCGCAAGAUUUGUGGCUGCAGAUCAGAAAUAUGAUGUAAAAUCUUACAAAGAAUCUGUGUGUUUAUGUGGGUUACCUUUCUUCAAACACAAUCGGUUUGCUUCUAUUGCGGUACCAUCGGCGGUCACAUGGUCAUGGAAAAGAGACACAAAUGUUCUGCCCACUGAUGCUUUUGGAGAGAUAGAAUUCGUAGGUUAUAAUGAUAUUCAAAGAAAGUAUGUUCGCAUCGAUGCAGAAACGAACAUGCGGGAUGUACUUCAACUUUUGCUUAAAGUCUGGGACAUCAAAAAGCCAAACCUACUCAUUUCUGUCACCGGCGGUACAGAAAACUUCCGAAUGAAAUCCAAGUUGAGGGACAUCUUUCGCAGAGGAAUAAUCAAAGCUUCGAAAAGCACAGGUGCUUGGAUUGUCACGGGUGGCAUUAACACCGGCGUGAAUCGGUAUGUUGGUGAAGCGAUAAGAGACUACUGGUUGACCACCACCUCUACUGUACCAACGGUAACCCUUGGGAUUACAACAUGGGGUUGCGUGAAAAAUCGAGAAGACUUGAAUGAUGCUUUUGGUUCCGGUUUGUGGCCGGCAACCUACACAGUCACGCCAGCCAGCGAUCGGAUAGAAAAAUGUCUAGACCCUAAUCAUACUCACUUCAUACUGGUGGAUAAUGGAACUAAUAAUCAACCUGGGGCAGAAGUAAAAUUUCGGGCAACAUUGGAAAGGGCUAUCGCUAACAUAAAAACCGGAAACUCUCAAGAUGAUGUUCUUGUUCCGAUGAUAAAACUGUUGAUUGAGGGUGGACUUGAAUCACUGGAAAGUGUACAGGAAUCCAUCAGAAAUGAAAUUCCGGUGGUUAUCGUAAAGUGGACCGGUGGGCUUGCAGACCUGCUGGCUUUGAUAUAUGACAGUGCCAAGGUAGAAUACAUAACAGAAAUAAAUGAUGGUCGCUCCAGAAUCAGGUCGCGUUCAGUGACAGAUUCCAUGUUACCCAAGAAAGUGAGAAGGGCCAUUGAAGAGACUCUGGGAGAUGGAAAUGUGGAAUCCCAUUGGAAAAUCCUCCGUGAAUGUGUGCUUCGGCGAGAACUCGUCACCGUGUUCGACUAUCGGAGCACACUGGAAAUAGACGUGGCUAUUCUGAAAGGUCUGCUGAAAGCAAAUAAAGACCAAAUCUUUGACCAGCUCAAACUGGCACUGGCCUGGAACAGAAUAGACAUUGCGAAGAGUGAAAUAUUCACGGAGGACAAAAUAUGGCCUCUUGGUAGUCUAAAUGAAAUCCUGCACUCUGCCAUUACGCAGGACCGUGUAGAUUUUGUGGAUUUGUUGCUGGACAACGGUAUAUCACUCAAAGACUUUGUCACAACGGAAAGACUGCUUCUGUUGUAUAAUGUUGCACAAGAACACUCCCUUCUGAAGGAACUUAUCUUUAGGGUUAAACGAAAGCACCAUACCAGCGGUGAAAGAAUUACAAUAAAAGACAUCAAAAGACUGAUCAAACUGCUGAUAGACAUCAAUGUGGAACCUUACGCAAGUCGUCCAGCUCACCAGACUGUACUGGUCGAGAGUAACAGGAAGAAAGAAUCCAAGUUCCCUUUUGAGGACCUCUUUUUAUGGUCCGUUCUUAUGAAUCGGCAAGACAUGGCAAAGUUGUUCUGGAAACAAGGAAAGGAUGCUACAGCCUAUGCACUGCUGGCGUUUGGAAUUCUGAAUGCCAUGGCGACCAAGACAGACGACACGGAAUUGCGUAACAGUCUGAUCCGGAAUGCAGAGGAAUUCGGGGAUCUUGCUGUCGGCGUUCUAAAUGAAUGUUUUGAAGCUGACGAAAGGAAGACCAACUUUUUACUGAUUCGACGUCACGAGCAGUUUGAUGGCGCCAAUUGUUUGAAAAUAGCUGUGAAGUCCGACAAUAAGCAGUUCAUAUCCCACCCCGCCUGCCAGGAUUUCUUUCGGGGUGUUUGGAUGGGACAACUGACCCCAGAAAAUGGAACCUUCAGGCUCCUUAUAUCGCCUGUUUUCUUGGGAAUAUUUCUUCUUAAAGUGAAAGAUGUAUUUUACUAUGCGAAAGAUGAGAAUGCACCGCGGAUCUCUUUGGAAUCGGACGUAAAUAUUACAGUCAAACAAACUACUCUGGAACGGCGGAUGAAUAUUAAAAGAACAACCUCUGAUGCAACUGCUGCAGUAUCAACAUCCGAGAGCAACAAGGAAUUGAUAUCAAGAAACAAUAACGAAAUGGAGGGGUACUCAAAAAAGAAAUUACAAGGAAUACGAUGGCAGUUGCACAGAAUCGGGAGUAUAUACACAGCUCCUGUCAUGAUCUUUGCACACAGUGUGAUUGCCUACUUUGUUUUCCUGGCGAUAUUUAGUUACAUGCUACUGGUGGAGUUUGAUGAACACGUCGGAAAAUACGAAAUUCUCAUCUUCAUAUGGGUUAUUACCUUAUUGAUAGAGGAAAUGCGACAAUUCUGUUCGACUUCACAAAUUAGACAAAAUGAAGAAUUCACCAGAGUGGCAAUUUGGCAGAAAUUCCUGAAGAAGAAAAAAGAAUACUGGAGUGACAGCUGGAACAAGGUGGACGUGUUGACCAUUGGACUCUUUAUACUGGCGGCCGUGCUACGAUUCUUCCCAGCCACUAUCACAGAGGCGCGCAUUGUGUACAGCUUCUGCCUGAUGUCCUUCUUCUUCCGGAUUCUCCAUAUUUUCACAGUCCAUAAAGAGCUCGGACCAAAGAUUAUCAUGAUAAGAAGAAUGAUGAUUGACCUGGUGUUCUUCCUGAUCAUCCUAAUGGUGUUUGUGGUGUCCUACUCCAUUGCAACGUACGCCAUCAUGUUUCCCAACUCGGUGCUCAGCUACGCAUUGGUCAAACAAAUCCUGCGAAAGGGAUACUGGACUUUGUAUGGGGAGUUGUUCCUAGAAGAGUAUGAAGAUACAUCACCGGCAAGGUAAAGCAACACUUAUUGACCUAUGCAUGGUGCUUACGGCCGUAGCAAUGGAUAUAGAAGGUUCUUUACUAUUCCAACGUCUACUGUGACACGGAACCUCCAUUUUCAAAGUCAUUUCCGAAAGACCAUUUAUCGCCGGGAUCGAGAUUUGAACCUGGAACCUUCCGCUUGCGAAGCGAGCAUCCUAAACCCUAGGUUACUGCAGCCGGAAGUUCGGAAUAUGAUUGUGUGGGCUAUCGUAUUCCUGUAAUGGUGUAAAAUGUAAUCUUUGAAUAGUUUGCAAGACAUAUAGACCCUUGGGAUUAAUUUUGUUCGUUGUAUGUUUGUCCAUCUAUGUGUUUGUCAAUAUGGCAACCACAGAAACUUUUUAAGAGCUACAGUGAACAUGUGUGUUUAGAGUGCAUUCCUUGAGGUGCAUCGCAACAGACAUUUGAAAUUCAAUAGUGUUGAAGAUCCUAGAUAAUAAAGUUCUAGUUCCAAGUAGUCAAUUUGAUCAGACAUAUAUGUACUUUUCAGUAUAUUUUCGUGCAAAUGUGAGAAGCACUCUGUACCCAAAAGUGCUGGUGGUGUAAAACAGGCAUGGAAGAUAGAUACAUUGUGUUAGCUGUGCAUAGAACGAACAAUGACAUCAAAUAUCAAAUUUAUUUUCAUGAACAGAAAUUACAUCUGUAUAUAAUACACAACGUAUCUAAGUUUUUGUUUCUGGAGGCAACAUCUCUCUCUCUCUCUCUCUCUCUCUCUCUCUCUCUCUCUCUCUCUCUCUCUCUCUCAAUUCUUAUAACGUUUGUUUUUUCUAGUCCAAAUUUUCAUCGUAUGGCUUUUUAAAAUGUUAAAUUCCACACAGAUUCAAUAUACCUGUUGUUUCAGAUUUUGGGUGCACGUGUUCUAAAGUACAUGUAACACUUAACGUUUUAUUAGCUCACCUGAACCGAAGGUUCAUGUGAGCUAUUCUGAUCACAUUUUGUCCGGCGUCCGUCUGUCUGUCUGUAAACUUUUCACAUUUUCGACUUCUCCAGAACCACUGGGCCAAUUUCAACCAAACUUGGCCAAAAGCAUCCUUGGGUGUAGGACUUUCAAGUUUGUUCAAAUGAAGGGCCAUGUCCCUUUCAAAGGGGAGAUGAUCACAAAAAUGCAAAAAUAGGGUGGGGUCAUUUAAAAAUCUUCUUCUCAAGAACCACUGGGCCAGAAGAGCUGAAAUUUACCUGAAAGCUUCCUGACAUAUUGCAGAUUCAAGUUUGUUCAAACCCUGGUGGUAGGAUGGGGCCACAAGGGGGGAUCAAAGUUUUACAUACAAAUAUAUAGGGGAACACUUUAAAAAUCUUCUUCUCAAGAACUACUAAGCCAGAAAAGCUGAGAUUUACAUGAAAUCUUCCUGAUAUAAUGCAGAUUCAAGUUUGUUCAAAUCAUGGGCCCCGGGGGUUGGAUGGGGCCACAAUAGGGGAUCAAAGUUUUACUUACAAAUAUAUAGGAAAAAUCUUUAAAAAUCUUCUUCUCAAGAACCACUAAGCCAGAGAUUUAUAUGAAAGCUUUCUGACAUAGUGUAGAUUCAAGUUUGUUCAAAUCAUGGUCCCCGGGGGUAGGAUGGGGCCACAAGGGGGGAUCAAAGUUUUACAUACAAAUAUAUAGGGAAAAACUUUAAAAAUCUUCUUCUCAAGAACCACUAAGCCAGAAAAGCUGAGAUUUACAUGAAAACUUUCUGACAUAGUGCUGAUUCAAGUUUGUUCAAAUCAUGGCCCCCGGGAGUAGGAUGGGGCCACAAGGGGGAUCAAAGUUUUACAUACAAAUAUAUAGUUAAAAUCUUUUUCUCAAUAACCACUGAGUCAGAAAAGCUGAUAUUUACAAGAAAACUUUCUGACAUGGUGCAGAUUCAAGUUUGUUAAAAUCAUGGCCCCCGGGGGUAGGAAGGGGCCACAAGUGGUUUUUUUUAAAAAGUUUUACAUACAAAUAUAAGAAAAAGAUUUUAAAAUCUUCUUCUCAAGUACCAUUGGGCCAAAGAAGUUGACAUUUACAUGAAAGAUUUCUGACAUAGUGUAGAUUCAAGUUUGCAAAGGGUAGUUUGGGCCAUAAUAGGGACUAAGGUUUUACAUAUAUGGAAAGUCUUCAGAUAUGGGCCAAGGUGACUCAGGUGAGCGAUGUGGCCCAUGGGCCUCUUAUUACAUAUCAACUUCGCCAAUUAAUAAGCAGAAAAAGGGAAAGUAUGAUUGUUUACAAGGUAGCUAUAUAGGAAAUAAAAGAGAUUAGAUCUACAUCUCAACUUGAACGGAAAUGACGAUGUUCAUAUUAUUCUGAGUACCUUGAAUGUAGUAACUUUAAUUUAUAACAUAAUUAGAUUGUUGAGAUUCUUAUUUUGUCGGUGUCGUAAAGUUUUGGUUUUAGUCAAGGAAAA
Molecule: messenger RNA, 5525 nt
Organism: Ostrea edulis (European flat oyster)
Lineage: Eukaryota; Metazoa; Mollusca; Bivalvia; Ostreida; Ostreidae
Product: transient receptor potential cation channel subfamily M member 2-like
Exons: 23
Coding region: 99-3143 (1014 amino acids)
Biological process (GO): calcium ion transmembrane transport
Cellular component (GO): membrane
Molecular function (GO): ligand-gated calcium channel activity
Source: RefSeq, a predicted model, not a curated record